GCGUGCUCCUUCAGUCCGGCGCUAACAGUCCAAACCGAUCCACAUCCGGACUCCGGCGAAAAGGAAAUCUAGUCCCCAGCCCUCUCCCGAAAACAAAAAAUAUCGAUCGAAAAUCCUCCCCGAGAAAGGAAAGGAGACAUCGAAAACCCGAAAGGCUCGGAACGAAGAGGCGAGGAUCCAGUUCCGAGCGACGUCGAAACGGAGCGAGAACGCCGUUUCCGGGAAACGCGGGUACAGUGCCGGCCUGAGAAGGAAACUGGAAGUGGCGGAAGAUUGUUAAUCGGAAGCACAGGACAAAGUGUGUACAUGUGGUAAUGUGUCGGUGAACAAGUUCCGAGGAGGAGGAAGAUCCACCGAGAUAGAAGACGCGCGCCGGUGAACGAGAAACAGUCCCGAGGAGUGUCCAGAAUGACAAACAGCAUGAAGCAGACAGUUAUUAAGAAUCCGACAUGGUGGAAGAGGCGGUCAGGACUGGAACGGGGGUUAACUGUAAUCGCAGUUUCCGGAGUCCUUUUGUGCAUCGCGUUGGUAGUCGCGAUCGCAAUUGUUGCAGCGAACACCGCAUCUUGCAACACGCCGUCGAGCAGCGAUCCACCUGUUAAAUCAGAGGAAUUACCGUACACAGCCAACGCCUUGAACGGAUAUCAGCAGCCGAAAGUUCAAACGGUGAACGUACCAUCCUGCGACGAAGACGUGUGCUACACCCCGGAAUGCGUGCACACUGCAUCCAGGAUAUUGAAGAACAUGGACACGCAGAUAGAACCGUGCGACGACUUCUACGACUUCGCUUGCGGUGGCUUUUUAGAGACUACCAGCAUCCCGGACGAUAAAACCAGCGUGAACACGUUCACCGAGAUCAGCGACGAGUUGCAGAACCAAUUGAGAGCCAGCAUCGAGGAAAAAAGCGCGCCGAACGAGCCGAAACCGUUCAGGCUGGCGAAGAAUUUGUACAAAGCUUGCAUGAACAAGACACUGAUCGAACAGCAGGGUUUACAGCCGCUGUUAAACAUUUUAAAGAAACUCGGUGGUUGGCCGCUGCUGGAAGGCGACAAUUGGAACGAAACCGAAUUUAAUUGGAAGGAAUCUGUGUACAAGUUCCGCCAGAUGGGAUACUCGGUCGAUUACUUUAUCGAUUUCAGUAUCGGCGUCGACCUGAAGAAUAGCACCAAACGAAUAAUCGAUCUCGAUCAAGCAUCCCUUGGACUCUCGAGGGAAUAUUUGUCGAAGGGUUUCGAUGACAAAAUCGUGCAAGCGUACUACAACUAUAUGGUGGAUAUCGCGGCAAUUCUAGGCGUUGACAAGGCUACGGCGAAAACGGAAUUAAGGCAAUCGCUGGAGUUUGAGAUGAAGCUUGCUAAUAUUUCUUUGCCGAACGAGAAACGCCGUAACGCCACCCUCCUCUACAACCCCAUGACCGUGCGGGAUUUGUCGAAGAGUUACCGCAGCAUUCCGUGGAAGGAAUACUUCAACACCCUUCUGGCGCCAAAUCUCCAAGUGGACGACGACGAAGUCGUAAUCGUCAGCGUUCUCAGCUACAUCUCGAGCUUGGAGGAGCUAUUGGCCAGCACGCCUAAGAGGGUCCAAGCAAAUUAUGUGAUGUGGAGGGCUGCCGCCUCGUCCGUGAGCUAUCUUACCGAGGAGAUCCGCAAAAGGCAGCUGCAAUAUUCCACGGCGUUGAGCGGAAGGACGGAAAGGGAGCCGAGAUGGAAGGAGUGUAUCGACACCGUUUCCGGUAGCUUGGGCAUCAGCGUCGGCGCCAUGUACGUUCGAAAGUACUUCAAGGAGGACGCGAAGAAGAACGCUUUGGAUAUGGUGGCCGACAUCCGGGAGGAAUUCAAAGAGAUACUGAAGAAGGUCGAUUGGAUGGACGAUGAGACGAGGAAGAGUGCGCUGGACAAGGCGGCGUCGAUGUCCAGCCACAUCGCGUACCCCGACGAACUUCUGGACGACAAGAAGCUCGAGGACUUCUACCAGAAACUCGAACUGACCACCGACAAUUAUUUGGAGGGUAUCUUGAACCUGACGCUGUUCGGGUUGGAGUACUCGUUCGGGAAGCUGAGGAAGCCCGUGAACAAGACCGAUUGGAUCACGCACGGAAGGCCGGCGGUUGUGAACGCGUACUACUCGUCCAUCGAGAACAGUAUCCAAUUUCCCGCCGGCAUUCUGCAGGGCGCUUUCUUCAACAACGACCGGCCUAAGUACAUGAACUACGGCGCCAUCGGGUUCGUUAUCGGCCAUGAAAUAACGCACGGAUUCGACGAUCAGGGCAGGCAGUUCGACAAGGCGGGGAAUCUGGUCGAUUGGUGGGAGCCGGAGACAAAGGAGAACUAUCUGGAAAGAGCGGAGUGCAUUAUUCAUCAAUACGGAAAUUACACGGUCGAAGACGUGGGCCUGAACUUAAACGGUAUAAACACCCAAGGAGAAAACAUAGCCGACAACGGUGGUAUAAAGGAGGCGUAUUUGGCGUACAAAAAGUGGGUCGAACGGAACCACAAGGAAUCGCGAUUACCAGGGCUUCCGUACACACCGGAACAAUUGUUCUGGAUCAGUGCGGCGAACACCUGGUGCAGCAAGUACAGACCGGAAGCGAUGAAGCUCCGCAUCACCACCGGGUUCCACAGUCCGGGUAAAUUCCGUGUGCUAGGUCCGCUCUCGAACAUGGAGGAGUUCUCGGAGGACUUCAAUUGUCCAGUUGGCUCGAAGAUGAAUCCCGAAAAGAAGUGCUCGGUCUGGUAAAAGCGGACCUCCAGACGGAAGAGCUCAGUAAGCGGCUGCCAUUGGUUAAGCUCGUUGUCUUUCGACGCUUUCUAGGACAUCGAUGGUCCGACGGGGAUCUUUCUGGUCCUACCGGAGACCUAAAUUUUGUCCGAUCGAAAAAACUGUUACACACAUAAAGUUCGUGUGAAUUUUAACGGAUUGCGAUCGAUCCUCACAGUAUCCAUUGAACGGGGGGUAAAAAACAGUGACGGUACUUAUUGGUGGAACUGACGAAAUUCAAUUUCGAGGGCAUAGUUGUGCUAUUUCAGGAGGAAUCCUCGUCCUCGUGAACAACUAUAGAAUCGCAUGGUUGGCUAUACCGGUAACGCAUCCACCACUGUAACAUUUGUUUAUUAAUACAUAAGUCCUUUUUAUAAGAGAAAGUUAUAUAUGAGCGACGCGAGUAUUGUAUAUAAGAUUAGGAAGAAAAAAAAAAGGUAACCGAGAUGGCACGCCAUGACAAUUUUUUAAUAGAAUUACGUUGGACAGAAUAUAUAACAUAUAUAUAUAUAUAUCGGAAAACGUACAAUUGGGUUCGAGUCCUUAAAGAGAAAACGUACACGCGUUAAAACUGUGAUGAUUUUAUAGGGAGUUUGACAAUAAAUACUGACACGGUCUUUUGGUUUUGCCAUUAAGGUGACCCGCAAGAAAAACUACAGGACGCAUAUAUAACUGUUAAUUAUAUUUUCAAAUAAUAUUGUUCUAUGGACAUACAAAGUCAAUGUGCUUUUGCUAUCUGUGUAAUGUUCGUUAGGCUCCGUUGAGCAGUAUAAGGUUGUUGAUUAGAGUUACCAUUUUUAAGUACUUGGACGACGUAGUAUUAUUCGUAGUUUCUAAUUAACACAAUUACACCGCAGGCAACGAAGAAACCGCCUGUGAUUACUUUUCUACCGUUUUUUUUUUGCUUUUUUCCAUCUACGUAUAUUAUAGCGAUCUUCCACCUCGUAAGGGUAUAUUUGGAAAUUGUAAUUUCUUUGUUACCAUUUUCCAUCGACAAGGUUACAUUUAGCAUAGAACCGCGAUACUCCUAUUUAUUGCAAUACUGUAUUAACUUAAGUUUAAAUAGAUUAAUGUGUAUCUAGCGUAGUUGUUGAGCAUAAAGUUUUAAUAUAAAGAGAGAUCGAAGAAGUGUUUUAGCGGAAAUUUUCGUUGUUGUAUAUCUAAUCCGUUGAAUAAUAAUAAAUGAAAAUUUUGUAAGUAACGUAAUCCUUUAAACGAGAAAUAUUUCACUUUGAACGCGAGAAAAUAAUUUUCUUUUUAUAAUUCAACACUCGAGCUAUGUAAACCAACGAUAAAUCAUAUAAUUUUAUUACUAUAGAAUCUUCGUUAAUCUUGAAAGUUAACGAACCAUGUACCAAGAUUUUUGUUGUUUAUUAUAUUUAUUUAAAAUUUAAUUUUCUAUAAAAAGUUCAUUAUACUAAAAUAAAUCGUAUUAUAAGUAUUAUCGGAGAGAUAUCUGGUAUUAUGUAUAUAACUCGCAUUGAGAAUUUAAAAUAAAUGAAAUUAUAACACUUUU
Messenger RNA from Megalopta genalis, 4273 nucleotides. It is a transcript of the gene Nep2, whose product is annotated as M13 family metallopeptidase neprilysin 2. NCBI's taxonomy places the organism in Eukaryota, Metazoa, Arthropoda, Insecta, Hymenoptera, Halictidae. Gene Ontology annotation, cellular component: plasma membrane. Gene Ontology annotation, molecular function: metalloendopeptidase activity. The record is from RefSeq and is a predicted model, not a curated record. Gene Ontology annotation, biological process: protein processing.